Capronia epimyces CBS 606.96 is the source of this 594-nucleotide messenger RNA. RefSeq lists its product as uncharacterized. The record is from RefSeq and is a predicted model, not a curated record. Gene Ontology annotation, biological process: mitophagy. NCBI's taxonomy places the organism in Eukaryota, Fungi, Ascomycota, Eurotiomycetes, Chaetothyriales, Herpotrichiellaceae. Bases 1 to 594 code for a protein of 197 amino acids. The transcript has a single exon. Gene Ontology annotation, molecular function: mitochondrion autophagosome adaptor activity.
AUGUCUUCCAAUAUAGCGUCGGAACUGGCUUCGACGAUUCAAUCCGUCUCAAUCAAGCACGACCCUUCGCCGGAGCAUGACUUAAACCCGUCAACCGCGGCAUCUGAGAAGAUCCCCGCUGUCUUGGAAUCGUCCACACACCACUCUCCUCCUCUCUCUCGCUCCCAGUCCCUCGACUCAGCAACCACUUCCGAGUCGGCAUCGACCAUCCCGAGCGAGAUUAUCCGUCCUCGCCAGCGUCGAAAAUCAUUCCCUCCCAUCCCCGACUUCCGCUUCGAGCAGUCCUAUCUGGCGAGCAUCAAGAACGCAGACUCGGCGUGGAAAGUCGCUUUCAUCACAAUCCGGGACCAGGUCUUCCUGCCGCUCGCUCAGGGCGUUCUCUGGAACCUGCUCAUGUUCGGUUGGCGGCAUUGGAACCGCGGCAGUAAAUUCAAGGGAAGAACACUUGGUGCCCGGCUAAGGAAAUGGUGGUGGGGAGUCAAUAAUUGGAAGACGCCUGUCCAAACUGAGGCAGACGCCAGGAGGGAUGCAAAGGUCCUGAAGAAGGCAGAGGACUUUUUCGUUGAUCGCUUUGGCACUUCUCUGGGCGAUUGA